Pieris rapae (cabbage white) is the source of this 1765-nucleotide messenger RNA. RefSeq names its product protein ANTAGONIST OF LIKE HETEROCHROMATIN PROTEIN 1. The transcript is spliced from 2 exons. Lineage: Eukaryota; Metazoa; Arthropoda; Insecta; Lepidoptera; Pieridae. The record is from RefSeq and is a predicted model, not a curated record. The coding region runs from base 392 to 1561 and encodes 389 amino acids.
ACGCACUCGCGAGCCCGCUGGCAUUUAAUGUGUCCAAUGUGGGCGGUACCGCUUAACAGCAGAUGAGCCUCCAGUCCCUUUGCUUUCUGUUCUAUAAAAAAAAAUUAAGCAUGUGUCUGAUCAGCCAUGUUAUUUCACGGGGUUUCUCCCUUGUAAAGUUAUCAUCAACAUUAAAAAAAUUAUAGGCAAAGGUAGAGUACUUUAAAUGUCUUUAGUCUGUGCAGAGUAGUGUGUAGACUGUCCAGUGUCUACACUACACUGUAGUCUGUACACUGAAAAUAAUGUAUAACAAUAAUACCAUUUCAUUAUUUCAGAUUCGUUAGUUUAAUUUCGUACGAUAGUCUGUUGACCUAUUUUUUGGGCAUUAGUUAAAAACUUUACACAGAAAAAUAUGGAUUUUGAUAAAGAACUUUUGAUGGAGCUGUUUCUGGAUGAUAAUGUCUCAAACAUAAAUAGAUUGAUCGUAGCUGCUGCCAAUGUUAUUAAUGAAAAUAACGAAAAUAUUUCUAGUAUAAAUGAAAUAAUUAUGAAAGAAGAUGCUAAUAAAAUAAUUAGGACUGAAACCAAAGAAUUUGUUAGGCGUUCUCUUUCUUAUAGCAGUAAAAACUUUUAUGAAGAUAUUGUAGUAAAGUAUACUGAUGAAGAUUAUGCUGAAAAAUUUAAGAUGAAAAAGACUACUAUACAGGCCCUAAUAAAUCACCUUCGUGAAUAUAUAAAACCUUGUUCAUCAGUUAUACCAUUGGACAAGAAAGUUCACAUAUUUUUAUGGCUUCUCACAUCUGAUUCUUCAUAUAGUGAUGUUGCUGAAUUAUUUGGCAUGCACAAAUCAUCUGUAAGCUAUAUAUUUCAUGAACUUGCCACAUUGCUAUCUGAACAAAAAUACCAUUUUAUUAAUUGGCCAUCUUUGGAAGAACAGCAUGUCACUAGGAUCAAAGUAAAUAGUAGAUUUGGCUUUCCUAAUUGUGUUGGCUUCAUAGAUGCCUGUCGCUUACGAGUCAGGUCAAAAAGUAAUCAGAAGGGCAAACCAGAAAUCAUACUUUUACAAGCAGUAUGUGAUGAGACACUAAUGUUUUUUGAUAUCCAUAUAGGACAGUUAGGAAAUACACAUAAGAACAGGGUAUAUAGAGAAAGCCAGUUGGCUCAUGAAAUGAAAAAUUUUAUUGAUUUUGAUAACCACAUAUUGGGAAAUUCAGAGUACAAGCUAAAAAAAAAUUUGAUUACUCCCUUUACAAGUGAUAUUCCAUUGACAAGUGAAGAAACAAAAUUCAAUGAAAUACACUGGAAAGCUAGCACAUAUAUUGGACAUGCCUUUGAGAUACUUAAGGAUAGAUUUAUGAAACUAAAUUCUAUUGACAUUAACAAGACAGAUGCCAUACAUACAUUGAUUUGUGCGGCAUGUGUAUUACAUAACUUUGUAUUAUUACAUGAAGGUAGUAACUACUUAAAGGAAGAGGCAGUAAUUAAUAAUGAUGGUGUAACUAUAGAUCCAAAUUUAGUUAAGACAGCUGCAGAAAAGCGUAAAUUUCUAUGUAGUUAUAUUAAUUACAUGGAUGGUGCAUAGUGUUUUAUUAUAUCUUAACCAUGACCAACUUCACAAACCAUCUGCAAAAAAAAUUUUGAAGGUGAAAUUACUGUUAUACUAUUAAUUUAAAAUUAAGUAUAAAUGUUAUAAUAUACUUUUAAUCUUAGUCACAACCUUCAAUAUUUUUUUUAAUUUCAGUUCUGUGUAAAAAUUGUAAGUCCAAUUUGUACAUUUUCAUAUUAA